Messenger RNA from Hirsutella rhossiliensis, 1746 nucleotides. Its product is annotated as NAT, n-acetyltransferase, of n-acetylglutamate synthase domain-containing protein. Lineage: Eukaryota; Fungi; Ascomycota; Sordariomycetes; Hypocreales; Ophiocordycipitaceae. Gene Ontology annotation, molecular function: L-glutamate N-acetyltransferase activity, acting on acetyl-CoA as donor; arginine binding. Bases 1 to 1746 code for a protein of 581 amino acids. The record is from RefSeq and is a predicted model, not a curated record. Gene Ontology annotation, biological process: L-arginine biosynthetic process. The transcript has 4 exons. Gene Ontology annotation, cellular component: mitochondrial matrix.
AUGCCUUGGGCCUAUCGCGGCGCCAUGCGCUCCGCCUGCCGUCGUGGCCUCGCCGUCCAUCUUCUUCCACGACUAACUCUGGCUCGGCUCUUGUCGAGCCCUUCGACUGGUCGCGCGAGGAAGCUGGCCCUCGACAGGGAAGUCGUCGUCUCCGUGCUCGAGUCCUCGGCUACAAGCCGCGAAGCAAAGGGCUACCUCCAAAAGUACGCCUCCCGCAAGGUCCAUCCGGAACCAGACAGCCCCCAGUUUGUCCAGGGCGUCCCACAGGAGCGCCAAAUCCCAGCCUCCGACGAGCCCUUCAACGUAGCCAUCGUAACGCUGCGCAUGCCCCAGCGCCUGCCGUCCGACAACAUCCAUGGCAUCGCUAGGACCCUCACCCAGCUCCGCGCCCUGGGCCUGCUUGCCAUUGUCGUCGUCGACUGUGGCCUCGAUGCCACCCGCCAGACGUAUAAAGACGAGGCCUGGCGCCUGUGCGAGGCCCUUGACUCUUCCCUGGACCUAUCGGCCGCCAAGGUUGCCGACAACAUGUUCGCAUGGCAAUCUCCCAGAGACCUCACCCCGUCGGCUUCCAUUUUCUCCGACAGAAUGCGCGUCGACGAUCAGGGGCUGCUUGAACGGGCACUGCAGCACGGCAUGAUCGUCAUAGCCCCGUGCCUCGCCCGCCGCGACGACAUUUCGGCGCCCCAGCCAGCCGAGGCGCACGAGACGGUCCUGACCCUGACAAAGUACCUCAACGGCAUGCAGUUUCAAGGCCUCGGCGACGACUGCGCCGGCGACAUUCGGCCGAGGAGGAUUGCCUCGGUGGAGAGGCUCAUCGUGCUGGACCCUCUGGGAGGAACCCCCAUGCCAAGCCGGCCCGAUCUCUGCCACCGCCUCAUCAACCUCGAGCAGGAGUAUAGCACGCUGAUGAAUCAUCUUGCAACCCGUCGAGACUCCUCAACUGGACAGCCGGGCGAGAACAGAGAGCAGGGGCCGACUCACGCGGCAAACCUCAACCUCGCCAAGGAUGUUCUCUCCCUGUUGCCGCCGUCGUCGUCGGCCCUCGUCACCACACCGCGGCAGCGGAACCCACUACUUCACAACCUCCUCACCGACAGGCCUGCAUCGUCGCCUUCACUGCCGCUCCAGAGGAUCAAAGGAGAGGGCGUUGGCCAUCUGCAGCUGACAGAUUCGGGCGCGGCGACCUUGGUCAAACGCGGCAUGCCGGGCGCGUCCCGCCUCCGGCUGACGGACACUUGUAUCGACCUUCCCCGGCUGGUCCACCUGAUUGAGGACUCCUUCAAUCGAAAGCUCGAUGUCCAGGCUUACCUCGACCGCGUGAACGACAACCUGGCCGGCAUCAUCAUCGCCGGCGAGUACGAGGGCGGAGCGAUAUUUACGUGGGAGCGGCCAGCCGGCAUAGGUCAGCAGGAAGCCUACGACAGCGGGCGACUCGUCCCCUACCUCGACAAGUUCGCCGUUCUCCGGGACCGGCAGGGAAGUGGAGGCGUUGCUGACAUUGUCUUCAAUGCCAUGGUCCAAGACUGUUUCCCGCGCGGCGUCUGCUGGAGGAGCCGCAAGAACAACCCGGUCAACAAGUGGUAUUUUGAGCGGUCGGCGGGAAUCUGCAAGUUGCGGGAUUCAGGCUGGGCCAUGUUUUGGACGACGCUCGGGUUGAGUGGCAAACAUCCCGUGCUGGGAGACUAUGAGACGGUUUGUCGCGGCGUGCAGCCGACCUGGGCCGACAACAAUCAUAUUUUGGAAUAG